This is a messenger RNA of Penaeus vannamei (Pacific white shrimp), 411 nucleotides long. NCBI's taxonomy places the organism in Eukaryota, Metazoa, Arthropoda, Malacostraca, Decapoda, Penaeidae. The record is from RefSeq and is a predicted model, not a curated record.
AUGUUUCCGAAUGUUCCCGAAUGGUCCCGAGAGAGCCCCGAGAGAGCCCGAUUGAUCCCGAGAGUACUCGAAUUUUCCCGAGUGAGCCCCGAAGAAAGACCCCUAGUGAGCCCCAAGAGAGCCCGAAGAGACCCCGAGUGGAGCCCCAAGAGAGCCCGAGUGACCCCGAGUAAGCCCGAGAGAGCCCGAAUAUUCCCGAAUGAUCCCGAGAAAACCCGAGUGAGCCCGAGAGAACCCGAAUGUUUCCGAAUAUACCCGAGUGAGUCCAAAAAGAGCCCCGAGAGACCCGAAUAUUCCCGAAUUAUAGGCCGAGAAAGCCCGAGUGAACCCGAGAGAGAACACCGAAUAUUCCCGAAAUGUUCCCGAAUAUACCCGACAGAGCCCCGAGAGAGCGCAGGAAUAAGGGAAUGA